Messenger RNA from Papaver somniferum (opium poppy), 801 nucleotides. Its product is annotated as repetitive proline-rich cell wall protein 1-like. The coding region runs from base 1 to 801 and encodes 266 amino acids. The transcript is spliced from 3 exons. Lineage: Eukaryota; Viridiplantae; Streptophyta; Magnoliopsida; Ranunculales; Papaveraceae. The record is from RefSeq and is a predicted model, not a curated record.
AUGGCUAUUAUAAAAAUUCCAUUACAGAAGCAGUUCCUUUAUACUCCUGAACCAGUUUAUAAGGCUCCGGUCUACACGCCUAAACCAGUCUAUAAAGUUCCUGUCUACACGCCUAAACCUUACUACAAGGCUCCGGUUUACUCGCCUAAACCAGUCUACAAAGCUCCCGUCUACACGCCUAAACCUUACUACAAGUUUCCGGUCUACACUCCUAAACCUGUCUACAAAGCUCCCGUCUACACACCUAAACCAGUCUACAAGCCUCCCGUCUACACGCCUAAACCAGUCUACAAGGCUCCCGUCUACACGUAUAAACCUUACUACAAGGCUCCGGUCUACACUCUUAAACCAGUUUACAAAUCUCCCGUAUACACACCUAAACCUUACUACAAGGCUCCUCUCUACACUCGUAAACCAGUCAACAAGGCUCCCGCUCCCGUCUACACUCCUAAACCAGUCUACAAGGUUCCUGUCUACACGCCUAAACCAGUCUACAAAGCUCCCGCCUACACUCCUAAACCAGUCCACAAGGCUCCCGUCUACACGCCUAAACCUUACUACAAGGCUCCUGUCUACACUCCUAAACCAGUCUACAAGGCUCCGGUAUACACUCCUAAACCAGUCUACAAAGCUCCUGUCUACGCACCUAAAUCUUAUUACAAGGCUCCCGUCUACACUCCUAAACCAGUGUACAAGGCUCCGGUCUACACGCCUAAACCAGUCUACAAGGCUCAAGUUUACGAGCCUACCCCAGUUUACAAGCCUACACCAGUUUACAAGCCUCUCACCCCCAUCUACUAA